This is a messenger RNA of Symbiodinium necroappetens, 414 nucleotides long. NCBI's taxonomy places the organism in Eukaryota, Dinophyceae, Suessiales, Symbiodiniaceae. The record is from the annotation of a GenBank genome assembly.
AUGGGACUUGGCGCCAACCAGCUGCUGGUGAGUUCCUUUGCGGACAAGGGGCUGGAGCUGCGGGAGUACUAUGCCGCGGCAUGCGGCCAUUGCCAGGCCUUGGCGCCUGCGUGGAAGGCGGCACAGAGUGCCUACUCGGGCCCGGUCACAUUCCGCCAGAUCGAGUGCAAUGACCAAAACUGGAAUCCGGUUCCAGAGAACGCUGAUCUUUGCAAGGAUGUUCGAGCCUUCCCGACGAUCAAGAUGUUCAAGGACGGUGAGGAAAUCUCCGAUUACGAUGGCAACCGCUCGAGCGAGUCAUUGGUGAACUUUGCGAAAGAUCACGAGAAGCUGCUGACACAAUCGAUGCCAGCCUUCUCUUGCUUGUUGGGGCCACCGCCCACUCGCCGUAGGUCGGCUGCAGACUUCCUUUGA